Molecule: messenger RNA, 627 nt
Organism: Penicillium taxi
Lineage: Eukaryota; Fungi; Ascomycota; Eurotiomycetes; Eurotiales; Aspergillaceae
Gene: fes1
Product: Hsp70 nucleotide exchange factor FES1
Exons: 2
Coding region: 1-627 (208 amino acids)
Source: RefSeq, a predicted model, not a curated record
AUGGAUCCCCAAAUGAACAAGCUCCUCAAAUGGAGUGUACAAAACACCACCCAGAACGAAGAUGGCGCUCCAGCAUCGAAGCCCACCAGCAACAUAACCCCAGAAAUGAUGAAUGCCCUCUUCGGUGGCCCAUCUGAAGCAGACCUAAUGAAGGCUGCCAUGGAGGUUCUUCAUUCAGAUGACUCCGAUAUGGAAAAUAAGCUUAUUGCUUUUGACAAUUUUGAGCAAAUGAUCGAGGGCAUUGACAAUGCCAACAAUAUUGAACCGCUGGGUCUUUGGUCCCCACUCAUUCAACUACUUGAGCACGAGGACGCGGAAAUGCGCCGUUAUGCCGCGUGGUGCGUUGGCACCGCAGUGCAGAACAAUGAGAAGUCGCAAGCCAAGCUCGUUGACUUGAAGGCGAUACCUAUCCUUGUCAAGGUCGCCACCUCUGACUCAAAACCGGCCACGCGCAAGAAGGCCGUCUAUGCGCUCUCAUCUGCUGUGCGCAAUUACCAACCCACCAUGGACGAGCUUGUCAAGAGCCUCCCAGAGGGCUACACAACCGAGCAUGUCGAUGCGGCUGAUAUGGACACCAUCGAUUCAAUUAUGGACAAGCUGCGAUCCCACCCCGUUGACUCCGCAUGA